GGAAUCGAGUUGAAGUUGACGUUAACAUGGUGGAAUUUGCAGCCGUACUCCCAGCCCCACUUCACCAAACAUCUGUCUGCUUCUGUACUAUUAAGGACCCGUGGCGUUUGAUUUUGAAGCCUUACAAAUGGAAGGAAGUUGUUGGAUGCAACGGUCAAUGUCAGUUGAAAACAUCCAAUAUCCAGAGUCAAGUCACCCAGCAGUUCUCGUUUUCAAACACGACAUCAUCUUAUCUGCACUAGGAUUGGAUAUCCAUCGACUAUCUUCCUCUGAUUCCAGCACCUGCUAAUUUUUUAAAAUUAUACUCACUCAUCACUGAUCUGAUGAUAUGAACACCAUGAAGCAAAACGAAUCACAGAAGAUGGAUCACUUCAAAGGUCAAAAUAGGCUUCCAAAAUUCGCAAUCCCUCAUCGUUAUGAUCUAACUUUAAAACCCAAUCUCGAAUUGUGCAACUUUUCUGGCUCCGUACUUGUUGACGUAUCUAUCCUGGACACCACCCGGUUCCUUGUUUUGAAUUCGAUAGAUCUUGUUAUUCACGAAUCUUCUUUCACCAACUCCAACAACGAUAAAGUGGUUCCUAGUGAAGUGGUGGUGGACAAUGAUGGCGAGACGAUUGUGUUGGUUUUUGAUGAACCUCUCAGUAUAGGAGACGGUGUUUUAGAGAUUAAUUUUGAUGGAGUUCUUAAUGAACAUAUGAAGGGUUUCUAUAAAGGGACUUACGUUGAUGGAGGAGUAAGAAAAAAUAUGGCAGUGACUCAAUUUGAACCUGCUGAUGCACGGCGGUGUUUUCCAUGCUGGGAUGAACCUGCCCUUAAGGCUACCUUCAAGAUAACAGUUGACAAUGUACCAUCAGAGUUGACUGCAUUGUCAAAUAUGCCAGUCUCCAAGGAGACAAUCAAUGGAAAUUUUAAGAGUCUGUGCUUCGAGGAAUCUCCAAUUAUGCCAACUUAUUUGGUGGCUGUUGUGAUUGGUGUUUUUGAUUACAUUGAAGAAACAACACAUGAUGGCACCAGGGUUCGUGCAUAUUGUCCUGUUGGUAAGAGCGAGAAGGCCAAAUUAGCAUUAAGUAUUUCAGUCAAGGCUCUUGAACUAUACACAAAGUAUUUCUCGAUGCCUUAUGCACUUCCCAAGCUAGAUAUGGUAGCUGUUCCUGAUUUCUCUGGUGGGGCUAUGGAAAAUUAUGGACUGAUCACGUAUCGUGAAACUGAGCUACUCCAUGAUGAUUUGCAUUCAGCUGCAGCUAACACUCAAAGACUUUCAGUUGUUGUAACUCAUGAAGUUGGGCACCAAUGGUUUGGGAACUUGGUAACAAUGGAAUGGUGGACUCAUCUGUGGCUAAACGAGGGUUUUGCGACAUGGGUAAGCUACUUAGCAACCGAUAUCUUAUUUCCCGAGUGGAGAAUCUGGACACAGUUCCUCGAAGUGACUGCUGGUGGUCUUCGCAUAGAUUCAUUGGAACAGUCGCAUCCAGUUGAGGUGGAGGUACACAAUGCUAGCUCGGUGCUUGAAGUUUUUGAUGCCAUAAGCUACAAGAAAGGAUCAUCUCUUGUUCGUAUGCUAAAGGAGUAUCUUGGUGAUGAAAUUUUCCAGAAAUCAUUGAGUUCUUACAUGAAGAAAUAUGCAUGCAAAAACGCAAGGACAGAGGAUUUGUGGAGCGUUCUUUCAGACGAAUCUGGUGUUGAAGUGAACAAACUUAUGGACAUAUGGACAAAGCAAACUGGGUAUCCAGUUAUAUAUGUUAAAUCUGAAGAUUACACUUUGGAAUUUGAGCAGACUCGAUUUAUGUCAUUGGGACUGCAAGGUGAAGGUCAAUGGAUAGUCCCAAUAACUUUAUCAGUAGGCUCCUACAGUAACCGCAAAACUUUCCUUUUAGAAACAAAAAUUGGAAAAUUGGAUAUAUCGGAGCUUUAUGGUUCUUACACAAGUUCACAUCAAAAUUCUGAUAAAAAUGAAGAAGUUCCUGAAAAACCGUGGGUCAAAGUAAACGUUGGGCACACUGGCUUUUAUAGGGUGAAGUAUGAUAGUGCACUCACAGCUCGUUUGAGGAAAGCCAUAGAAGAGAAAUGGUUGUCCCCAGAAGAUAAAUUUGGCAUAUUGGAUGAUACCUAUGCUCUUUGUGAGGCCGGUGAAGAGUCAAUAUCGUCUCUUCUUUCGUUGAUGGAUCUAUUCAGAGAGGAUCUUGAUUAUCUUGUAUUAUCAAGACUUAUCAACGCUUGCCUUAAUGCUGCAAAGAUAUUGAAGGAUGCUAUUUAUGAUCCAUGGAAUCAUCUGAACCAAUUUUUUAUUGAUGUCAUCAUAUCAUCUGCAGAGAAAUUAGGCCUGGAACCUGUAUCUGGGGAAAGCCAUUUAAAUAUAAUGUUGAGGGAAGAAGUUUUUACGGCCUUGGCUACUUUUGGUCAUAGAAAAACUCACGAAGAAUUAAAGAAGCGAUUUCAGAUAUACAUAAAGGAUAAAAACACGUCAUUGUUUCCGGUUGAUAUCAGAAAGGCUGCUUACAUUUCUGUAAUGAGAACUUCAAGUGCUGUGGACAGAAGUGAGGUUGAUUCCCUACUAAAGUUAUAUAGAGAAGUGGAUGCAGUGCAAGAGAAAACUAGGAUUCUGAGUUGCAUAGCUUCUUCUCCGGAUCCAGAUAUAGUCAUAGAGGUUCUAAACCUCAUGUUCUCUGAUGAGAUUCGGGAACAAGAUACAGUAUAUGUAACUGCACGGAUAAGCAUGGAAGCCCGCGAAACAGCAUGGAUAUGGCUAAAGGAAAACUGGGAUGCAAUCAUAAAACGAUGGGGUCAGGGGAUGGUGUUUCAUCAUUUCAUUAGAGAUAUCGUGACACCCUUUAGCACCGAUGAGAUGGCGGAGGAGGUGGAAGAGUUUUUUCGCAGCCGAGUGACUCCUGCAUUUGUCAGGAACUUGAAGCAAAGCAUCGAACAAAUCCGAAUCAAAGCCAAAUGGAUCGAAAAGGUCAAGAAGGAAGAAUCCGUUAUUAUACCGAAGUUAGCCAGAGGAUUGACCAGGAGUCCAAUUACGACCGUACCAAAAGGCGUUACAAUAUGAGAUAUGAAACAGGUCCUCCAUAUCGGUCUGAUAUGGUAUUCAACAUAUACCAAUAUCGUUUUCAUUAAUCUAUAAUGAUAUUACUAUGUGGACAUUAUAUGUAUAUGUAUAUGUAUAUGUAUAUGUAACUCAAUGGCUACAUAUGUUGUGGACGUCUGGAAUUGAACCCAGACAGAUGAAAUAUUCCACCACAUCCUCCUAGACCUUACAACAUUUAUGAUAAAUAACUCGUCCAUAUACCUGAUAAAUACAUUACAUGUCGUGUUGUAGAUGGUUUCUGAAUUCCUAACCAAUUUUAGGUAUAUUAUAGAUCAUACGUAU
Messenger RNA from Cynara cardunculus var. scolymus (artichoke), 3367 nucleotides. Its product is annotated as aminopeptidase M1-like. The coding region runs from base 329 to 3046 and encodes 905 amino acids. Gene Ontology annotation, molecular function: peptide binding; metalloaminopeptidase activity; zinc ion binding. Gene Ontology annotation, cellular component: cytoplasm. The transcript has 19 exons. The record is from RefSeq and is a predicted model, not a curated record. Gene Ontology annotation, biological process: proteolysis; peptide catabolic process. Lineage: Eukaryota; Viridiplantae; Streptophyta; Magnoliopsida; Asterales; Asteraceae.